ACGUAAUAUAAAUAGGCUGGUCGACAAUACGGGUGUUGGUAGAAUAUACGAAACCAAUGAUUCCCAUAUGUCCAGUGGUCUCCUUCACCUAUGUGCCCAGCCGGCUUGGUGAAGAUGCCAAAAUGGCUACCGGCAAUUACUUUGGAUUUACCCAUGGCGCUGCCGCCCAGUACAGUCAGCAGCCAGCUGCCGGGGUAGCAUAUACACAUCCCACCACAGUGGCCAGUUACACGGUUCAUCAAGCACCUGUGGCGGCACACACUGUGGCAGCGGCCUAUGCUCCCACUGCAGCCACCGUUGCUGUAGCUAGGCCCGCACCCGUCGCCGUGGCAGCUGCUACUGCUGCAGCUUAUGGAGGAUACCAGCCAACUCAUGCUGCUACUGACUAUGGCUACCCUCAGCGCCAGCCUGAAGUCCCUCCACCGCCACCACCGGUCACCUCACAGAACUACCAGGACUCCUACUCGUAUGUACGGUCCACAGCUCCUGCUGUAGCUUACGAUAGUAAGCAGUACUACCAACAGCCCACUGCUACAGCAGCUGUUGCUGCUGCGCAGCCACAACCCAGUGUGGCAGAUUCCUACUACCAAACAGCCCCCAAACCAGGAUAUAGCCAAGGGGUAACGUCAUACACCCAGAGCCAGCAGACUCGACAGGUGACCGUGAUAAAGCCAGCUGCUCCUAGUCCAGCCUCAUCCACUUUCUCCAUCUACCCAGUAACCUCCACUGUCCAGCCCGUGGCUGCUGCCGCGUCUGUGGUCCCUUCUUACUCCCAAAGCCCAACCUACAGCACCAAUGCUGUGACAUACUCUGGAACCUCAUACUCGGGCUAUGAGGCAGCAGUUUACUCAGCUGCCUCCAGCUACUACCAGCAGCAACAGCAGCAGCAGAAGCAGGCAGUGGCAGCUGUGGCAGCGACAGCAGCGUGGACGGGCAACACUUUCACCAAGAAACCCCCCUUUCAGAAUAAGCAGCUUAGGCCCAAGCAGCCACCCAAGCCCCCUCAGAUCCACUAUUGUGAUGUCUGCAAGAUAAGCUGUGCUGGCCCACAGACUUACAAGGAGCAUUUAGAAGGCCAGAAGCACAAGAAGAAGGAAGCAGCACUGAAGGUUUCCCAGAGCAGCACCAGCAGUGGAAGUGGUGGAGGAGUAUUGGCCCGCAAUGCUCAGAACCAGCUCCGCUGUGAACUGUGCGAUGUAUCCUGCACUGGCGCCGACGCCUAUGCUGCCCAUAUCCGAGGAGCCAAGCACCAGAAGGUUGUGAAGCUUCAUACCAAACUUGGUAAACCCAUUCCCUCUACUGAGCCCAGCAUGGUCACUCAGACAUCUUCCUCCACCACAUCUGCCCCCAGCAAGACCACCACAGCUACUCUGAGCAGUUCCAGCACCACCAGCUCUCUGUGCAUGCCUGCCUCCUCCUCUUCUGCCACCAGCUCCAGUCCCCCCUACCUGAAACCUGUCAACAUAGUCAGCAGUGGUAUUGGAGGUGUCAAAAACACAUUAGCCAACAGCCUGUCUGCUACCAGCUCUGCCUCAGCUGGAAAGAAAGUCAACGCUCCCAAGAUCAAUUUUGUUGGUGGAAAUAAAUUACAGACUACAGUAAAGAUGGAUGAGGCCAGAGCGGAGGUAAAAGUGGAGGUUUCUAAGCCUGCAACGCCCUCUUCAGGUAGUCAGGACCUGAAGACUGAUGUUUCAGAUUCUCUGUCCACAUCCGCCCUAGCAGCACUGCAGAGUGACGUCCAGCCUGUCGGCCAUGACUAUGUUGAGGAAGUCCGAAAUGAUGAAGGCAAAGUCAUCCGCUUCCAUUGCAAACUGUGUGAAUGUAGUUUCAAUGAUCCAAAUGCAAAGGAAAUGCAUCUAAAAGGACGUAGGCAUCGCCUGCAGUACAAGAAAAAGGUGAACCCAGAUCUGCAGGUAGAGGUCAAGCCCAGCAUUCGAGCCAGAAAGAUUCAGGAAGAAAAGAUGAGAAAGCAGAUGCAGAAAGAGGAGUAUUGGAGAAGAAGAGAGGAGGAGGAACGCUGGAGAAUGGAAAUGCGGCGUUAUGAAGAAGACAUGUACUGGAGACGUAUGGAGGAAGAGCACCACUGGGAUGACCGACGUCGUAUACCAGAUGGAGGUUAUCCACAGGGGCCUCCUGGUCUACUUGGAGUCCGACCUGGCAUGCCUGGCCUGCAGCCCCAGGGACCUGUGCCCCCACGUCGACCUGAUUCUUCAGAUGACCGCUAUGUCAUGACCAAGCACGCAGCCAUCUACCCAUCAGAAGAUGAGCUCCAGUCUAUCCAGAAGAUUGUGUCAAUCACAGAGCGUGCCCUCAGACUGGUCUCGGACAUCAUUACAGACCAGGACAAGGCUAAAGAAGAGGACAAAGAGAAGAAAGAACCUUCUAAAGACAGAGCCCUGAAGGGAGUGAUGAGGGUUGGAGUCCUGGCCAAAGGCUUGCUUCUACGUGGAGACAAGAAUGUCAACCUUGUCUUGCUCUGCUCUGAGAAGCCCACCAAGGGCCUCCUCACCCGCAUUGUGGAGCACCUCCCCAAACAACUAACAAUGGUAACGCCAGAAAAAUAUGAAGUGAAGGGAUCUAUCCAGGAAGCAGCCAUCAUUCUGACCUCCUGUACCGAGCCAAAGAUGCAAGUGACUAUCACACUGACUUCACCUGUCAUCAGAGAGGAAAAUGGCCGGGAUGGAGAUGUAACUUCGAGUAUGGUGAAAGACCCAGCGGACGUCUUGGACAGGCAAAAAUGCCUUGACGCUCUGGCUGCUCUGCGCCACGCUAAGUGGUUCCAGGCUAGAGCCAAUGGACUUCAGUCGUGUGUGAUCAUCAUCCGAAUCCUGCGAGAUCUCUGUCAGCGAGUUCCUACAUGGUCGCCGUUCCCAGGAUGGGCCAUGGAGCUGCUAGUUGAGAAGGCCAUCAGCAGCGCCUCUGCCCCCCUCAGCCCAGGUGAUGCACUGAGACGUGUCUUUGAAUGUAUUUCGUCUGGAAUUUUACUCCCUGGUGGGCCAGGAUUGGUUGAUCCGUGUGAAAAGAAACCUGUUGAUACCCUAACACCUAUGGGAGAGCAGCAGAGAGAAGACAUUACCUCAAGUGCCCAAUUUGCUCUGAGGCUGUUGGCAUUCCGUCAGAUCCAUAAAGUUUUGGGUAUGGACCCUCUGCCGCAGAUGAACCCCCGCUUCAACAUACGCAACAGCCGCAAGCGUCGCCGUGACAACAGUGAUGGGACAGACAGCUUCGAGGGUGAAGGCAAAAAGGACAAGAAAGAUUAUGAUAGUUUCUAAGUUUCUGUUAUUAAUUUAAAGUAAUCUACAUACAAAAAUGUACUAACAUUAUGUAUGCGCUGUCUCCUGUGUACUGGCUAAGGUCCAGUGUUGCUGUUAUUCCCCCCACCCCACCCUUUUUAAGAUGUACCAGUGUAAUUGCAGCCUCACACUGUAUUACACAGAAAAAUGUCAAUUUGUGUGCUGUUUUAGUUGUAGAUUUCUUAAAGUUGGGGUUCAGACUUCUCUGUACUAGAUAAAGCAGUUUUUAUCUGAUGUGCUUCUUAAGUAAGUAAAGCUUUAUUUAUUAGGCACUUUUUAAACCAGUUACAAAGUGCUUCACACACAUGCACACGGAAAAAUAUAAAUGAAGAAAUAAGGGAAAACUAAAUUACAAGAUAAAACACAGACCAGACAAAAACAAAGCAAAACAGACUGGGAUGAAGAUAUAUAAUAAUUUUAAAAUUUCUAGAAGCUGCUUCAAACAGUCCAAAGAUUCAGUAAAUUGGACAGAUGGGGAAGAUAAUUCCAGAGAUUGGGGAUAAAACAGCAGAGACAUAAUUACCUUUUGUUUUGCAGUGGAGCAGGGGGUGGAUAAAAAGCAGAGAUGAGAGGAUCAAAGCAGAAUGCGGACCAAGGAGAUCAGAAAUGUAACUUGGGGCAAGUUCGUACAGAGCCUUAGAAAUAAUCAAGUUUAUUCUGAAUUUUACAAGAAGCCAGUGGAGAGAAACAAGAACAGGGGUACAGCUUCAGGACAUGUGGUAAAAAGCUAUAUACUGAUCAAAGAUGACACCAAGAUUCUUAGCAGUAGAUUUGAUAUUAGAGUGAAAUGGACCAAUAAACUGAUCAACUGCAGAGAAAAGAUAUCAGGACCAAUAAACAUUUCUGUUUUGUCAGUGUUUAGGUGGAGGAAGUUAAGAGACAUCCAUUCUUUGGUGGCAGCUAAGCAAUCAUGGAAGGAGGACAGUUGAUUCAGACUAUUGGGUUUUAUUUGAUAAAUAUAUCUAUCAUCAGCAUAACAAUGAUAUCACACGUCCUGAAAAUGGCCAAAUGAAAUGACCCAGAGGAAGCAUGUACAAUGAAAAAAGGAUUGGUCCAAGGACCGACCCAGAGGGGCACCACACUGCAGGGGAGCAGAGGAGGAAACGUGAUUGUUGAUACAGACAAUAAAGCAUCUAUAACCAUUUUAAAGCUGUCCUAGAAAUGCCAACACAGUUCCCCAACCCGUGAAGUACAAUGACGGCAGCAGUCAAAUCUAGUCAGAUAAGAAUUUCGUGUUCACCUCUGUGCGCAUGCAUAAGAAGAUCAUUUGUUACUCUCAGUACUGUGCAUGUGAUGAAAGACCUUGAACAACUUUGGGAGUUGGUCGGUGACAAGUUCUUCAAGGACAGCUCUCUAACUGUGUUGGGUCUAGAGAGGGUUUCUAAGAUAAACUGACCACUGGCAACUUCAAAAUAGUCAGGGACAGACCCAGAUGUGACACAGUAGUUGUUAAUAGAAUGCAAGCUGGGGCCAAAGACAGGGAAGAUUUGUAGAAAGAACAGGAACUAGAGGAGGACACUAUGAGCUACAGUCUUUAUACGGAUCUGCAGGGAGAGAGAGCAAAUCAUACAGUAAAGAAGGGUGGCUGGAUGGUAAAAGUGGAAAAUUGCUCUCAGACCAUCAAUAUUACAUAACAACAUGAAAAGAUAUGAAGUUUUCACAGGCAUUAGAAAAUAUGGUGGGAAUGACAGGAAGAGGGAUGUACAAACUGGUUAAUGGUGGUAAACCGGAACCAUGGGUUGUGUUAAUUACUAUUAAUUGAGCCAGAAAAAUGGGCAGCUCGCGUAUCUUAAAUAAUCUGGUUCAGUUUAAACAAUAGCUCCUUCAGGUGAUGAAGCUUAGACUUAUUCCAUCUGUGUCCGGCCUUCCUUUAUUCUCUUCUUUGUUGUCUGAUGCAGUCAUUGAUCCUAGAGGUUGCGUUUAAACUAGGACAGCCCUCAAUGUGUAUAUAGAAGUAAUAGAAGUGCUCAUGACAGUGGCCUCUUAAGCUUCUGCUGCUGCUGCUGCUGCUCCCCCCUGAACUGUGUUUUUGUUUGAUUCUAAAUCGCGGGGGUCGACGGAGAUCACAGGAUCAAAAAGUGGAGCCAGACCUCAGGAGGAAAAGCAGUGAUAAUGUAAAUGCCUUCAUUCAUCUGUACAGUUGCAUUCAGAGGUGGACUUUGUCGUUGUUAGCAUUGUGAAGCAUUCAUUUGGCCAACCUAAUUUUCAAAGUCUUUCUUUUGAAUAUGAAUUACUGUGCUUAAUGCGAGUGAUGUUUGAUGCUGUGGUCUCGUUACGUCUCAGCGCUCGGCUACACUAAAGAUAAAAGACCUAUGAGGCAUUGCACAAAGAUUCAGAAGAACUUUAAGUGUUGAUAGAUCUUUAUUAGUAGUGAAGUUGUCAGACCUAAAUGUCAGUGUUAUGUCUUUUCACUUUCAUAUAUAUGAAAGUAUUUGUAUAAUCUUUAAAUAGAUUUAAAAAAAAACAACAUUUUGGUUUGUGGAAAACAUGGCCAUGUUCACACUGCGUACUGUUUUGACUUUUCAAAUUUUCUUUUCCUGGUUGAUGAACUCCAUUGGCUUGCUUGCCUUUUAACUUGGUUAGGUGCUAAAUUAAGUUCAGUACUGGAAAUAAGAAUAAAAAUCCUGACUGGGAAUGGGAGGGACAGUAAUGUAAUCGCCCUUCAGUGUAGGUUCUCUUGUGAAUGCUUGCCGUGCUCUGCGUUCUGCUUUAUAACUCCAGUAGCAGAAUAAAUACAUUUCCAGAUUAAA
This is a messenger RNA of Chelmon rostratus (copperband butterflyfish), 6043 nucleotides long. RefSeq names its product zinc finger RNA binding protein (gene zfr). The coding region runs from base 57 to 3272 and encodes 1071 amino acids. Gene Ontology annotation, molecular function: double-stranded RNA binding; single-stranded RNA binding; zinc ion binding. The transcript is spliced from 20 exons. NCBI's taxonomy places the organism in Eukaryota, Metazoa, Chordata, Actinopteri, Chaetodontiformes, Chaetodontidae. The record is from RefSeq and is a predicted model, not a curated record. Gene Ontology annotation, cellular component: precatalytic spliceosome.